Messenger RNA from Gloeophyllum trabeum ATCC 11539, 1491 nucleotides. RefSeq lists its product as uncharacterized. The coding region runs from base 1 to 1491 and encodes 496 amino acids. Lineage: Eukaryota; Fungi; Basidiomycota; Agaricomycetes; Gloeophyllales; Gloeophyllaceae. The record is from RefSeq and is a predicted model, not a curated record. The transcript is spliced from 7 exons.
AUGGAACAGAUCAACGAGACGGCAAAUGCUGUUUCCUCGUACAGGAUACGUCUCGAUUCUCACGGGAAACUCACGACCUCCGAUGAAUCUGGAUCUUUCAGUCCAUUGUUCUCUCCAGUUUCGUCCUUGGGCUGGCGAUUGGGCGUUAUGCCACGCUCGGUGGCGGCAAAGGGCAAAAAGAUGAAGUUCCAUAAGAAACUCUCACGCUACCCCGAGGAAAACUACCUAGACGUUUAUUUCGAUCCGUCUGGGGUGGACAUCUCGCUUGGCCCACUUACGAUUGAGAUCGAUGUAAGCGUCGAGGGUGGGAUGUCCUCCUACCCAUCUCCCAGUACACCGUCUUGGACCAGGGUCGAGUCGGAAGCGCAGGUAGCUCUUCCGAGUUGCACGGUCGAGGUCGGGUCCUGGCGUAUGGACGGAUGUGAUCCCAACGCGCUCAUCACCGUCAGGUGCACGGUGACGCUUGGGGCUCUGUCGACCGCUUCUAUCACUGGCAUGAAGCAACCUGCAAUCGUCUCGCGAUUUCAGAGUGGCUUGGAGAGCUCUAUCCACACCGGUAACUUCAUCGAUACCAGGUUUUUCGUGUUCUCUCGACGCGACCGUUCGGGGAAGCGCGCACCUUACUUCGACACCCUCUUGUCGGCCGACGGGUUUUCAGAAUCAGUUGAAGGAAUAUUAGGCUCACAAUUUCCAGCUAACGAGCAGCCUUCUACCGACAAUUACGACUAUGAGUCAGAUAGUGACUUGGAGGAUGAUCUAGAAGAAGACGGUCCGGAGAAAUCCGACGCGGCAGCUGUAGAAGGAGAAGGUCCUGUCGAUGGCGAUAUGGGUCAAGUGAACGGCAAAACUGGCCUUGACAAGGAGUUCGAGAAUUUAUUGGAGCAGGACACGAGUAGAGCCUCCGACUCCUGUACCAAAACUGUGGACAUCCCAGGAAGGGUACACGGAUUGCACGGACCACUAGGCCGUACCAUCGUCGUAAAGGAUACCGCACUUCGCACUUUCACCGCCUUGUUGCGCUAUUUCUAUGUCGGUGAUAUCAACUUCGCGCCUCUUAAGUCACAGCACGUCGAGGUCAUUCAGGAUAUCAAUAAGUCCUUGAACGAAACCCACCCAUCCUGCUCGCCGAAGUCGAUGUAUCGCUUGGCAGACAAGCUCGAUCUGCAGGAUCUCAAGAACAAAUCUUUCGAAGCUCUCCGGUGUAGGCUAUCUAAAGAUAACAUCGUGGAGGAAGCUUUCUCGAAGUUCACAUGGACAUACGACGAAGUGCGUGAUAUGGAGGUGGAGGCACUCUGCAAGUUCUGCAAGUCCGCUGACGGCGAUGAAGUGAUGGAUAAGGUGAAACAGUUCAUGUCGACGGCGCCGGUGGAGGAUUUCAGGCGUUCGAUGGAGCUAGUAUCCCUGCUCCUCCCGUUGCUGGUUCAGAGGGAAGGAACGGCGACUCUUCCGACGUCAUCACUUCUUCAUCCGGUUCCUACAUCGCCAUUUUGA